AUGUUUCUAAAUAAAGCCUUCAGUCGGUAUCUUGUUAGUGUCGGCAGUGGCUUUCAUAAGAGUAGCAGACAGCAACAGAAUAAUGAUAAUCUCAUCAAUGUUGGCUUGGGAGGUGUGCGAAACAUUACAAGCUCUUCUACACCACCUCUGCUAAACAGAAACAAAGGGCCAACUUAUAAUAAACAUCAACAACAGAAUCAACAGCAUGUUCAACAACAUCAACAUCAACAACAACAACAACAGAAUCAACAACAGCAGCAACAUAGUCAGCAACUUCAACAACAACAACAGCAACAACAACAACUUCAACAUAUAAUACAACAAAGACAACAAGAACACCAACAACAAAGAUUUCAACAGCAACAACAAGUACAACAACAACAAACAACAACAACAAAAUCAACAUUUUCAACAACAUUCACAAGAACAAUAUCUGCGGAAUCUUAA
Heterostelium album PN500 is the source of this 447-nucleotide messenger RNA. RefSeq lists its product as uncharacterized. Lineage: Eukaryota; Evosea; Eumycetozoa; Acytosteliales; Acytosteliaceae. The coding region runs from base 1 to 447 and encodes 148 amino acids. The record is from RefSeq and is a predicted model, not a curated record. The transcript has a single exon.